AUUCUCUUUCUCCUUAAUUCCCACAGGCCAACAUCAACGACUUAUUCGAGAGAAAAUGAAUCGGAAUCUUAGAAACGCCAUUAUUGCAUUCCUUGCUCCACUUCCUUCUAUCGUCUUCUACCUCACAUUUCUCCGUAAUCACUCUCCAGCCUCAGAUUCAGAGCUCUCUUUCAUUCAUUCAUGGUGUUUGAAUCAUCCCCUUCUAUUAGCAAACCUUCUCUUCUUCUUAAACGUCAAUGUGCUCUUCUGGGUCAUCGGUUUACUCCAAUCCAGCCACUGGAUGAUCGAUGUGUAUUGGACUGUGAUACCUGUAAUGCUGGUUCAUUACUUCGCUUCGCAUCCAUUGGCACAGUACAAUAAGUUGAGAUCCAUGAUUGUCGUAACUCUGACAUGGAUUUGGAGCAUUAGGUUGACUCAUAACUACUUCCGGCGGGAAAAUUGGGAAUGGGGCGCUAGAGAAGACUGGAGGUUCAACGACUUACGGAAACAGUACGGGAAACACUGGUGGUGGCUCUCCUUCUUCUCUGUCUACGUUUCUCAGCAGAUCUUCCUCAUUGGGAUAUGUCUGCCCUUAUAUGUCAUCCAUUCCGUUGAUGCGCCACUAAACAUCUGGGACUUCAUUUCCUCGGCUAUCUGUUUGACGGGAAUCGUCAUGGCAUACUACGCAGACACACAGCUUCACGAGUUUGUAACCGGAAACCAAAAACUCAAGGAGCAAGGAAAGCCUAAGAUCCCCAAUCUCGACACGGGUUUGUGGCAUUACUCAAGACAUCCUAAUUACUUGGGAGAGCAAUUGUGGUGGUGGGGAUUGGUCAUAUUUGCUUGGAACCUUGGUCAAGGAUGGACUUUGAUAGGUGCAUUGGUCAAUACUCUGUGUUUGGUCUAUGUAACAAUUCUUGUCGAGCGUCGGAUGGUGAAACAACAAUACAGAGCUGAAGCUUAUAGAGCAUAUCAGAAGACAACUUCGGUGUGGAUUCCAUGGUUCAAAUCUCAUGUUGCUGCUACUAAAGACAAGAACACUUGAGGAAGCUGUGAUUAGUUUGUUUCAAUAGGGUUUCUAGAGAUCCUUAAUUGUGUAUUAUGAGCAUUGUUUUGGUGUUUUUUCCUCUCACUUUGUUUCCUUGGGGAUGUUUUCUUUGGUCUGUGUAAAUUUGCAUUAUAAUGGGUUUUUCUUCCGUCUAUUUGGGCUCGUCGUCGUCGUGUUAAUAAGUGUUUUUAAAA
Molecule: messenger RNA, 1221 nt
Organism: Arabidopsis lyrata subsp. lyrata
Lineage: Eukaryota; Viridiplantae; Streptophyta; Magnoliopsida; Brassicales; Brassicaceae
Exons: 3
Coding region: 56-1024 (322 amino acids)
Biological process (GO): lipid metabolic process
Cellular component (GO): membrane
Molecular function (GO): oxidoreductase activity, acting on the CH-CH group of donors
Source: RefSeq, a predicted model, not a curated record